This is a messenger RNA of Moneuplotes crassus, 1738 nucleotides long. The record is from the annotation of a GenBank genome assembly. NCBI's taxonomy places the organism in Eukaryota, Ciliophora, Spirotrichea, Euplotida, Euplotidae.
UUUUUAAUCGAUAAUGUCAGAUCCUGUCGUCACAUUCAUUUACGCAUCUCAAACAGGAAAUUGUGAGGAGAUAUCAAUGGACUUGCAUACAACUGCAAAGGAGAAGGGAUAUACUUCGGAGAGAUACGAGUUCGACCAGCAUUUGAAAAACUUUGAUCUUACAAAUCCCAAACCUAAAAGAGUUGUAGUCAUCUUAUGCUCGUCUACAGGUGAUGGAGAGUGCCCAGAUAAUGGAAACAAGUUCUACAGAUAUCUAUGCAAGCAUUCCAAGAUAGCAAAGAAUGAGAAGACUCCUGAGAGCAGGAUCUUUAGUCACUUACAUUACACAAUUCUUGGACUUGGAGACUCAGACUAUUCCUCCUUCCAUAAGACACCGAAGACAGUCAACUCUGCGUUUGAAGCUCUUGGAGCAAAAUUUUUCCACUAUUUUGGAAAAGCAGAUGAAGCUAUUGGUCUUGAGAAUGAAGUUGAACCCUGGAUCAAAGGAUUCUGGGAUGAACUCGCCACUACUGUUGUGGAAGCUAAAACCCAAGCCAUUGAUCCUACUACUGAAGUGGUCCAUAAUGAAGAAUCUAAAGAAAUGCCAGAAGAAGAUACUACCAAAUUUGAGAAAGCUAAGAUAUGUUCUAAAGUGAUUGAGUCAGAGGAAUAUCGGAAAGUGUUAAGACUCGAGCUGGAAUUAGAUAGAACUCUUUCUGCUUCAGAAGAUAUUCAACCAGGAUCCUAUAUUUCUGUGAUGCCAAAGAAUAGUCUUGGGAGUGUUAAAGCCUUCAUUAAUGCAUGUAAAUGGGAAGAAACUCCAGAGCUAAUAGAGAAGCUCACUACUGAGUUUGACUUCCUCAAAAGUGUGAAUAAGAAAGCUUUAGGAAGCAUAUUAGGUGAAUCAGAGCAUUUACAAGAGAAAGCAGUGUUUAACUAUUUGGACUAUUUGGCAUUCGUUAAUCCUUCCUCUGCUGUGAGCAUGGAUAUUUUGGAAACUGUUCCGAAAAUGAAAUCGAGAUUCUAUUCUUUAUCAUCCGACCCAGUAGAUACCAAUAAGUUAGAGAUUGGCUUCACUGUUGAAGAGCAUGAGCAAAAUGAUGUGUUCCAGAAAGGUAAUAAGAUAGUCAAGCAAGGUGUCUGCUCCAAUUACUUGUACAGACUAUCUGAAGAGGAGAAGGUAGAAUUUGAUAUUAAGUUGGGAAAGAGCUCCUUGUUCAAUACUACUAAGAAGGAGCUCGACAAUCAACCUCCCCUUAUCUUUAUCUCUCAUGGAACUGCUGUUGUGCCAUUUAUCGGUGUGCUGAAAAGACUCAGAAGAAUGCUUGAAACUAAGGAGAUUAAAGGACUUAGAGGUAUAGAGUUUUAUUUUGGAAUCAGGAAUAAAACUCAUGACUAUCUAUUCAAAGACGAAUUAUCCUCUCUCUUCGAGUAUUUUAGCAGUACUAACCCAGAUUCCAAAUUUAAUAUCCAUCUAGCAGAGUCUAGGCCAAAUGAAUUUGAAGAGAGAAAAUACGUUCAAGACUUAAUUAACCUCAAUACCUCAGACUUGCAGUACAAGAUUCAAGUGAACAAAGCCUUAAUCUACAUCUGUGGAAAUGGUAAUACAAUGGUGAAGGCAGCUGAAAAGAUUCUUGAAGAAAUUACAGGUAGCUCUGAGCAGCUUCAAGACCUUCAUAAAGAUGGAAGAUAUAAAAAGGAAAUUUGGACAGCAAACUAAGUUCUUUACUGCACUAAACGUAACCAAAGAGCCAGAUUU